AUUAUAUUCUAGACAUGAAUUGUGGGAAGUUUAUGGUGAAACAUUUAAAGAGGGGUUUAAACAUUAAUGCUAAAUUUUUGCCUCAUCAUGCAAAAUACUCUACAUUUCACCAACCUUUAACAAUUUUAUCUGAAGAUGAAUUGGUAAUGAAACAAACUGUGGCAAAAUUGGCUCAGGAACAAAUAGCCCCAUUUGUAAGGGAAAUGGAAACUAAUCAUAAAUUUAAAGAUUCAGUUGUUAAAAUGCUAUUUGAGAAUGGGCUUUUGGGCAUAGAAAUUGAUACUGAAUAUGGGGGUUCAGGUUGUAAUUUUAUGACCACCAUUGUUUCGAUUGAGGAAAUUGCCAAAGUGGAUCCAGCAGUGGCUGUAUGGGUUGAUAUUCAAAAUACUUUAAUAAAUGCUGUGAUAAUGAAAUUAGGUACUAAAGAACAAAAGGAACACUAUUUACCUAGAUUAGCCACUGAUAUGGCAGCCAGUUUUGCUUUAAGUGAAACUGGUUCAGGAUCAGAUGCAUUUGCUUUAAAAACCACAGCGAAAAAAGAUGAUACUGAUUACAUUUUAAAUGGAAGCAAAAUGUGGAUUUCCAAUUCAGAUUUAGCUGGACUAUUUCUUGUUAUGGCUAAUGCCAACCCUUCUGCUGGCUACAAGGGUAUAACAUGUUUCCUAGUGGACAGUAACAGCCCAGGCUUAACAAUAGGAAAACCUGAGAAAAAAUUGGGUAUUUGCGCCUCAGGCACAUGCAUGGUUAAUUUCGAUAACGUCCGGGUGCCUGAAUCGGCAAUUUUAGGCGAAUUGGGACAAGGCUACAAAAUAGCCGCUGGAUUUUUAAACGAGGGCAGAAUAGGCAUAGGAGCUCAGAUGGUUGGGCUUGCACAGGGCUGUUUCGACGCUACCAUACCUUACACAUUAGACAGACAACAGUUUGGAAAACCAAUCUAUAGUUUUCAGGCAAUGCAACACCAAAUCUCACAAAUAGCUACCCAAAUAGAAUGCGCACGACUAUUAGUUUACAACGCAGCCAGGUUAGUUGAAGCUGGCGCUCCAUUCGUGAAACAAGCUGCAAUGGCUAAAUAUUAUGCAGCUGAAGUAGCACAAGAGACUACCAUUAAAUGUAUUGAUUGGAUGGGGGGAGUAGGAUUUACUAAGGAUUUUAUACAAGAAAAAUUCUAUAGAGACUGUAAGAUUGGUAGCAUAUAUGAGGGAACUUACAACAUGCAGCUAAACACAAUUUCCAAAUAUAUACAACAAGAGUAUAAACAUUAACAUAUUGUAAAAAAUCUUGUAAAAAGG
Messenger RNA from Brassicogethes aeneus, 1289 nucleotides. The record is from the annotation of a GenBank genome assembly. NCBI's taxonomy places the organism in Eukaryota, Metazoa, Arthropoda, Insecta, Coleoptera, Nitidulidae.